Paramecium sonneborni is the source of this 2019-nucleotide messenger RNA. The record is from the annotation of a GenBank genome assembly. NCBI's taxonomy places the organism in Eukaryota, Ciliophora, Oligohymenophorea, Peniculida, Parameciidae.
AUGGGAAUUAUAUUAUCUGAAAAUUCAAACAAGAAAAGUAAAAUCAAUCUCAUAAAUAAGUAAGGCAAUUUUUAAGAAUUAUCUAGCGAUCAAUAGAUAGAUCCUUUAAUUGAAAUAUUUGACUCAAAUCCUACAAUUUAUGAUUGUGAUUGUUAGAUUUGGAACGUAAAUUAGCAGAGAUUGUUAAAGAAUCGAUUUUAAAUAUAAUUUACUAAAAAAAAAUAAAUUAGAUAUAUUUAGGAUGGAGAAAUUCUUAGAAGGUAACUUAUUCAAGUAAUAAAAAUAGAGAUUAAGGGGAAAAUUUUAAUUUAAGUUCAUAAUGGUUGACUAAUUUAGAAUAGAUAUAAUAUCUUAAAUGGUUUGGAAAAUAUGUGGAUGGUUAUAAGAAGAUUGGAAAAUGGGAAAUUUAUUGGAGAGGGGAUAUACUGUAAGAAAUAGGAGGAUAUUACUCAAAUAAUGGAUAAAAAUAAGGUUUAUGGAAUGAAUUAAUUAAAAAUUAUUCAAGGUGUAAAAUAAAUAGAUAAUAAUAGUCAAGCUUAAGUAUUCGAAAUAGGUGAAUACUAUAAGGAUUUGAAAUAUGGAACAUGGAAUUAUGUUUAUAAAAAUAAUAUUAUGUAUGUAUUAUUAAUUAAUUAUUUAGUGGUGGAGGAUCAUAUAUAUCACAAGGAUAGAAGAAUGGUAAGUGGAUUAAUUUGAGCAACAGAUUUUGGAAGAAAUCUUAAAUUACAUAUUCGGGAGAAUAUAAAAAUGGCAAAAAAGUUGGUGUAUGGGAUACUUUAUGUAAUGGAAAAUACAUGUAAUAAGAUUAAAAUGAUAUAAAGAAUUGGUGGUGGAUCUUAUGAUUCGGAGAACUUUGUAAAAAUUGGAAAAUGGAUUGAGUUAAGUUUAGAUUAUUGGGAAAAAUCGUAAGUGAUUUACGUUGGCGAAUAUAGAUAUGGCAGAAAAAUUGGUGCUUGGAACAUUUUAUAUAAUGGAAAAUAAAUGUAAAAAGAUUAGAAUGAUAUUAAGUAUUGGUGGUGGAUCUUAUGAUUAUAUGGAUGAAUUAAAAAUUGGAAAAUGGAUUGAGUUGAGCACAGAUUAUUGGGAAAGAUCUUAAGUGAUUUAUUUUGGAUAAUAUAAAAAUGGAAAAAAAGUUAAAAGAUGGGAUAUUCUUUAUACUGAAAACUCUGAAGAUUAUAUGAGUGAUGAAAUGUAUGAACAAAAAUUAUGAAAAUAUCAAUUUAGUUUUGGAGGCCUAUAUGAAGAAGAUAAUCACAAUGAAAACAUUACAUAUAAAUAGGGUAUAUGGACUGAAUUAAGUGAUGGGUUUUGGGAAGGGUUCUAAUUAAUUUAUAAAGGUGAAUACAAUAAAGGAAAAAAAAUUGGAAGAUGGGAUAUUUUCAAUGAGGAGAAAUAAAAGUAUAGAUAGGAAUUAGACAAAUUAUUUUAGAAUUGGUGGUGGAUCAUAUGAUAUUAGAGGUUCAAUAAAGAGUGGUAUGUGGAUCGAGGUCAGUGAUCAAUAUUCUUGGGGAUCUAAGGUUACUUAUUUUGGUGAGUAUGAAAAUGGAAAAAAAGUAGGAAGAUGGGAUAUUACUGCAUGGGGUAAAUAGAUGUAAGAAUAAACAUUUAAGCAAUUAUUAGUGGUGGUGGAUCAUAUAAUGAUAAGGGAAGGAUGGUCGAAAUAGGUAUUAAAGAUGGAAGGUGGACCGAAGUGAAGGAAGUUUUUGGUUAACAUUCAUAUAUCACAUAUAAUGGCGAAUAUAAAAAUGGUUAAAAAAUUGGUAGAUGGGAUAUAAUUUGUAGAAAAGCUGACAACAAAUCUUUUUAAAAGAUGUAAAAUAUCAAUAAAUAAUUAUUAGUGGUGGAGGAUCAUACAAUGAUCAAGAAAAUUAAGAAGGUCCUAUUAAGAUUGGUAAUUGGAUUGAAUUUAGUGGAUUUACAAAAUAUUAAUACAUUACUCUUGAAGGCGAGUAUAAAAAUGGUAAAAAAGUAGGUGUAUGGAAUGAAUAAACUAAUUUAAGAAUGAAUUAUGAUUAUUGA